AUGCCUUCACACCCGACCUUCACCUCGCCCUCGCCGCCGCAUAACCGGCUCCGAGACCACAGCCCGACCAAGUCCUCCCCUCUCCGGCAUACCGUGUCCACGCGCUCCAACAACAGCGAGACCGACCACUCCUCACUCCCGAGUCGGCAAGGCACCGUCAGCAGUAAUGCGAGCUCUGCGUAUAGUAAUGCAAGCUACAGCGGCUAUGACUCUGCCAGCGACCCCUUCGUGAGCCGGCCUUCCAACACCCCGCGAGCCACGGCAGGUGCUAAGCGCGACCGGUCCGAGUCGCCUGUCAAGAAGAACGCGGCUUUUGCGAAGUGGGAGCAGCGGGAGCAGGAAGUGGAGCAGACUCAGCAGUCUUCUACGCCUAGUUGGCACAGGAGAUCGCAGACGAUGGACGUCAGCCCGAAGAAAGUCAAGGACGAGGAUUGGCGUUCGGGCAUUGGACGGAACGAGAGUCGCGCUGCGCUGAGACCGGUCGCUAGGAAUAUCGUGACAGAUGCGGCGCCUGCUGAUCCGCCGCCUGUCAUGUCUCCUCCAUCAAUGGAUAUGCCUCCGCCACCUUCGCCGAGCAGGAAAGAGAAUAAUGACUACAUGAGGUAUCGUGGUACGAGCGAAGACGACGGUUUUCUUACAACACCGAAGAAGUCGCCUGGACAGCAUCGAAGAGGACAGAGCGUGGACUCUUUCGUCGCGCAUUCGCCAGAGCACACGCCUACGGCGCCAUCGCCGACUUCGAUGAGCAGAAACAGCUUGGCUACGCUUUCAAGAUCAGAUUCGAUGCGGGCCAGUACGAGACCAUCGAGACCACAUGGUCAUGCGCGGUUUGGCUCUACGGAUAUUACAGCGGCGCCUCAUCUGGAUGGCGAAGAUCUGGCGAAGCUGCAGAAAUCAACUACACCGCAGUUUCAGCAUCUGAGCAAGAUGGCCUCAGAGGGCGGAGAAGAAGAUUACAGCGUCCACUCGAAAGAGGAGCAAGUGGUGGGACUUGCAGGAUCUAGCUUUGCAAGCCAAUACGCUAGCACGCGGUGGAUGGACACGCAGAGGAAGCAUCUUCAAGCCUAUGAGUACCUAUGUCACAUCGGUGAAGCUCGAGCUUGGAUGGAGGAUGUCCUGGAUCCUGUUGAGCUACCCCCUAUUGUACAACUCGAGGAGGCCUUACGAGAUGGUGUCACACUGGCGGAAGUGGUCGUCCGUCUUGGACCGAAGCUUCCAUACGACCAGCAGUGCGCUCUUGGCUCUCAGAAGAUCUUCCGCUCGCAACGGCUACAAUUCAGACACUCCGACAACAUCGCUCUCUUCUUCCGCUUCCUGGCACAAAUCGAACUGCCGGAGCUCUUUCGCUUUGAACUCGUCGACUUGUACGAGAAGAAGAAUGUCCCGAAGGUCAUCUACUGCAUUCACGCGCUGUCAUGGCUGCUGUACAGAAAGGGUGUGGUCGAGUUCCGGAUCGGCAACCUGGUCGGUCAACUGCACUUCGAGGAGCACGAGCUGGAGGCCACGCAGAAGGGUAUCGAUAGGAGUGGUAUCCAGAUGCCCAACUUUGGCGGCAUGAGAGAGGCAAUGGAGGUCGAGCCCGAGCCCGAACCUGAGCCUGAGCCGGAACCCACCCCUGAAGAGCUUCUGAUGGAGCACGAACACAUGAUCGUCGACCUUCAAGCUCAAAUACGCAGCGCUAUGGUCCGCAUGCGACUAGGCAACAUGAUGCAAGACCUCUGGGACGCCGAAUACAGCAUCGCCUCCUUCCAAGCGCUGGCACGAGGAGGUUUCGCUCGCGAGAUCUUCGCUUUCCGAUUCGGUAUGGACCAUUCGACCCGCCAAUUCCAAGCUGCUGCGAAGGCUUUCCUGGUGAGAAUACGACUGCACAGAAAGGAGCGCUCGUGGAGGAAGAACGAAGCCAAGGUCGCGAAAGUGCAGAGCUUGUGGCGUGGACGACAGGAGCGGGCUGAGACGAGGCAGAUUAAGACGGAGUUGAGGCAGCAUCAGCAUGGGGUAAGGGAGCUGCAGGCGGCGUUGCGAGGCGCGCUGGGGAGAUGGAGGGCGGGUGAUCUGUGGCAUGAGACACGAGAGGCUGGCGACAAUGUUGAGGCGCUGCAGGCUGCGAUACGAGGCAUGCUCGUAAGGAGGAGUAUGAAAGCGCAAAAGGCGGACGUCAAGAGGGCGGCGGCGCAGGUCGUGCAAUUGCAAGCUGCGGCACGGGCUCUGGUUCAGCGGCGAGAGCGGAAGGCUCAGCACGGGAAGUUUGAAGUGCAACAUCAAGCGGUUACGGAUGUGCAAAGUGCUGCCAGAGGUCUGCUUGCACGACUGCACAACGCCAGGACCAAGGGCGCGCUGCAUGGUCGAGAGACGAGCAUCGCGAAGCUGCAAGCUGCCGCGAAGGGACAGGAAGUACGAAGACAGAACGCUGAGAUCCGGCAGCGACUUCAAGAUCAGCACGGAAAGGUCCUCGAACUCCAAUCGCUCGCCCGCGCCAUGCUGCAAAGACGAAGCAUAGGAACCCGCCUCGCCUCACUCGAGGAGCAGGAAGAGAACAUCACAGCCCUCCAGUCCCUCGCCAGAGCCUACGUCGAGCGCCAACGAAUCUUCGACCAACUCGUCGCCAUGGAAAAGGAGGACAACUCCGUCUCGCAACUCCAAGCCUUCGCCCGCGCCAUGCUCCUACGAAGCAACAUCGGCCGCCUCCUCUCCGAGCUCGAGGACCACGAAGAGGGUAUCACGCACUUACAAGCCGCUUGUCGCGCUUUCACCGUCCGACGCAACUUCGAAGAGAAGCGCAAGCACUACCGCGAGAACAUGCAGAAGGUCAUUAAGCUACAGUCUUUCGUGCGCGCAAAGCAGCAGGGCGAGAGCUACAAGAGUUUGGUGAAUGGAAAGAACCCGCCGCUGCCUGUUGUGCGGAAGCAUCUGCAUUUGCUUACGGAUUCGACGCUGGAGUUUGAAGGCGAGCUGGAGGCUGAGCGGUUGCGCCGACAGGUUGUCGAGAGUGUCCGACGUAACGAGCUUGUGGAAGGCUACGUCGAAGGUCUGGACGUGAAGAUCGCGCUGCUGGUCAAGAACAAGAUCACGCUUGACGAAGUGGUGAAGCACCAGAAGCACUUCGGUGGCUCGGCUUCACAACUGCUGAGGAACGGCAGCACAUUGUCUUCCCAGCAUAAUGGCGGCUUGGAUCUUAAGGCGCUGAACAAGAGCUCCCGCAAGAAGCUUACCGGCUACGAGGAGCUCUUCUUCAUGCUACAAACUCAACCACAAUACCUCGCUCGCCUCUUCCAGCAGGUGUCUGGUCGAGGUCUGACGGAGAAGGACGGCAAGAACCUCGAACGCCUCGCUCUGACCAUGUUCGGCUAUGCGCAGAAGCAGCGGGAAGAGUACUUCUUGAUCAAACUCCUCGCCACCAGCUCCCGACAGACCAUCGCGCAAGCGCAGAACCUGGAAGACUACCAGCGACUCCAGAAUGGCGCUUUCACCCAACGACUCCUGCUGAGCUACGUCCGUGGACCAAAGGACCGAGCAUACCUUAAGAGCUUGCUCGGGAAUAUGGUCCGGGAGGGUAUUUGUGGGAAACAGCAUUUGGAUCUCGAGAGCGAUCCGCUGCAGAUCUAUCGCGCGAUUUUGAAUAACGAGGAGUUGUCGACCGGACGCGCUUCUUCGAGACCGAGGGAGAUGCCACGGGAGGUCGUGAUCAAGGAGCCAGAUGUGAGGCAGAGUUACAUCGAACACCUGUCUGCGCUGCGAGAUCUGGGCGAUGGCUUCUUCCUUUCGCUGGAGGAGACGCUGCAUCGGAUGCCGUAUGGGAUUCGCUUUGUCGCCGUUGAGCAACACCGUGCGCUCUGCGAGCAGUUCCCGCAUGAGGACCCGGCGCAUUUGGCUAUGCUGGUGGGGUUGUGGCUGUGGAAGUCGUACCUCCUACCCGCGUUGCGCGAGCCGGAGAUGUGGGGAGUCAUUGACCGUGGUCUGAGUCCGGUGCACAAGCGAAAUCUCUCGCAGGUCGUCACAGUACUCGGGCAGAUGGUUUCGGGCAGGCUGUUUGGUGCAGAGAACUUGUACCUCCAGCCGCUGAACAACUGGGUCUCGGAGUCGCUGGAUCGAUGGCAGGAGUGCCUGCACCAUUUAUUUGAUAUCCCGCCGGCGGAAGAGCACUAUGAUGCCGAUCAGUUCAGUGAUCUGUACUCCCGGACGAAGCCGACGCUGUAUAUCAAGCUUUCAGAUAUCUUCACGCUGCACUCGAUGUUGUCUGACAACGUGGCUGCCGCGGCGCCGACAAGGGACGACCCGAUCAAGGAGUUGUUGUCUGACCUGGGAACGGCCAAGAGCAACGAAAGCGACCUCAGCAGCGCCUCACACGGCGGCGAGAUCACCCUCACGCUCAAGUCCCGCUUCACCGUCCAAGAGGACCCCAACGCCGAAGCGCGCGCCCUCUUCACCGCCACCAAGCGCUUGGUGCUUUACAUCAUCAAGGUCCAGUCAGGAUCCAACCUCAUGGAAAUCCUCCUCCGCCCCAUCAGCCACGAAGACGCCGACCGCUGGAUCCACCUCGUGCAAGAAGAGGUCGCCGAGAAAGAGCGCAAAGAGCGCCGCCCCGGCGCCGGUCCCAAACGCAACUCCUCCGUCUUCGACCCACGGGCCUCUCUGCGUGGUGCAAGAACCCAAAGCAUCUACUCCGAAGCCCCCUCCACCUUCUCCGAAGACCGCCGCGACCUCCUCGACCUCCAAUCCCUCACCUACGCCGAGCUAAAAUCCUCCUGUCUCGAAAACAUCCUCGCCCUCGAAGCCCCCUCCAUCGCUCCGCAAUUCAGGGUGAGCAGACACAACAACUACCAAGACCUGCUCAACGCACUCGCCUCGGACAUCCGGCAGAAACACCGCCGUCGCCUCGAACGCCAGCACGAAGUGGAGAGCACCCGCGCGACGCUGACGCAGCUGGACGAUAAAGCGGCGUUCUUGGAGGACCAGCUGAAGAGCUACAACGAUUACAUAGAGCAGUGUCUGCACACGCUCGCGAGCAAGAAGAGCGGGAAGAAUAAAUUGACCCUCCCGUUCACGAAACAAUGGUCUCACGAGCGCGAACUCGAGCGCGCGGGUCGCCAGCCGAAAUUCGGGAGCUACAAGUACUCUGCCCGCCAGCUCGCGGAAAAGGGCGUCCUGAUGAGCUGGCCCGGCUACGCCCCGGAGCACUGGGGCCAACUGAACGUCGUCAUCAGUUCCGACGAAGUCGGGGUUUUCCAUCUGGAAGCGAGUAGCGGGAGCAUGAUGCUCCCCGGCGCGAGCGCGAAUUUGCUGCUGGAUGAACUACUGCAGGCGCAGUAUGAGAAUAAGCAGAGUAUUGGUGUGUUUGAGGGGACGAAUGGUGGGGGACAGGGGGAAGGGGCGCGGUUGGCGGUGAAUUUGCUGCUGCAUUUGGUUUUUAAGAAAUUUUAUCGGGAUGAGUAG
This is a messenger RNA of Saxophila tyrrhenica, 5430 nucleotides long. It is a transcript of the gene IQG1, whose product is annotated as iqgap- protein. The transcript has 2 exons. Lineage: Eukaryota; Fungi; Ascomycota; Dothideomycetes; Mycosphaerellales; Extremaceae. Bases 1 to 5430 code for a protein of 1809 amino acids. The record is from RefSeq and is a predicted model, not a curated record. Gene Ontology annotation, biological process: mitotic actomyosin contractile ring assembly actin filament organization; regulation of GTPase activity. Gene Ontology annotation, cellular component: cell cortex; mitotic actomyosin contractile ring. Gene Ontology annotation, molecular function: calmodulin binding; GTPase activator activity; actin filament binding.